CUGAUCGCUACAAGGAGAGGAAAGCGAGGAGAGAAUAUGAGGUAGACAGGACUUUACACGAGAAUAAUGGCGGCGCCGCUCCGGCGGGACACCUUACCUGACAACUACUCUUAUGGGGUGUGCAGGGACGGCAGGGUCUUUUUCUUAGACGAUGAGACGAGAAGCACUUCUUGGCUUCAUCCCUGCACUGGUGAACCUGUCAAUUCUGGACACAUGAUCCGAUCCGAUCUACCCACAGGUUGGGAGGAAGGGUUUAUGAAGGAAGGAGCGAGUUUCUUUAUUGAUUUAGCUUGUGUUGUGCCAAGUUUGCUUGAGGGUCUCGUCAGUGGAAGACUGUUAUGACCACUUGAUCCAACUUCCAGUCAUCGUGAUUCAGAGUCUUGGCGCAAAUUGAAAAGUAACAUCAAGUGUGGCAGUGACGUCU
Sinocyclocheilus rhinocerous is the source of this 424-nucleotide messenger RNA. Its product is annotated as pleckstrin homology domain-containing family A member 7-like. The transcript has 4 exons. Gene Ontology annotation, molecular function: protein binding. Lineage: Eukaryota; Metazoa; Chordata; Actinopteri; Cypriniformes; Cyprinidae. The record is from RefSeq and is a predicted model, not a curated record. Bases 67 to 342 code for a protein of 91 amino acids.